CUCGGGGAAGAAGAAAAAAACGGACCAAGUCACAAAAACUGUGGAUCGAUUGCAUGACUUUUUGAUGAAUAUCUAUUUUUUGUCUUCAUUCAUGCUCCCGCUUUGCAAAAUAUGCCCGCGAUUAACGGCUUUUCGAUCGAUUACAACGCCCUGAAUGAGGACAGGACCUUCUCCGAAGGGGACACCCUCUCAGGGAAAGUCACGCUGGCCUUGCUAAAGCCCACGGCCGUGCAAAACCUGUUCGUCAAAGUCAAAGGAGAGGCUCAAGUCCGCUGGACGACGAGGAGCGGGAACCACAACUACACACACUCGGCACACCGCAGAUACUUCAAGCUCAAGUACUUUUUGAUCACCGCUGCAGAGAGCGAUGAGACUGUGCUUCCCCGAGGUACCCAUGUGUAUAACUUUAGCUUUACCUUACCGUCAACGAGCAUGCCUUCAACCUUCAAAGGCAGCCAUGGAUCUAUUGUAUACAAGCUGGAAGCAAAGUUGUCCAGAAGUUGGAGAGUGGAUCAGACUAUUGAACAAAAGAUACAUUUUUGCUCCAGGUCUUUCCCGCAACUACAAUCACUGAUGUCACGACAAAUUGGAGUAACAGACAAAGAAGUGGGAAUGUUCUCAAGCGGACAUGUGCACAUGGAAGUCACUGUUGAUCGGACGGCUUAUGCCCCAGGGCAAACAUCAGUGGUUGUGGCAAAAAUCAACAACUCCUCAUCCAGUGACAUGACACCCAAAGUGCGUUUGUCCCAGGCCGUCGUAUACACCGCCAACACCAGUACCAAACACGAAAGCAUAACUAUCCACAAACUAGCUGGCCAAAGUAUUGGACCUCACUCGGAGAAGGAGGUCAGUUGGGCGUUGAAGAUUCCCACCAAUCAGGAGCUGACCAUCAAGAACUGCGAGAUCCUCUCAGUGGAAUACUGCUUAAAGGUGUACUUGGAUAUCAGUUUUGCCUUUGACCCAGAGGUCAAGCUCCCAAUCAUCAUCAUACCUUCUGCACUAACGUCCAGUAUUCAGCCUGGUGAUUUUGGGCCAUCUCACAACAGCGACUUCCUCCCUCCUGCAGCCAGUGUGCCUUGUUAUCCUGCCUCCCCAGCAGCCCGAGCAUAUUCAGCACCCCCGCCUUCUUACCCGGGUAAUCCAUUUACUCGCCCACCGGUCAUGAAUCCUAAUCAGCCUGCUUCCAUGGCAUGGGGUUACAACACUCCAGGAUCUUCUUCAUACGGCCCUCCAUAUGUAUCUUCAUCAUCGAGCGUUCUCCACCCUCCGCCGAAUGCGUCGGCAUUUCACGCACCUUCUCCAGCGUUUCAUCCAUGUCCACCCACCCAACUGACCCGCCAAAACCCGUCCGCACCACCAGUAUUCGCCCCGGCCCCAUCUGCUCCUGCGUACGAACCGCCUUCUUAUUCGACGAGCACCAACUUCCUGUCUCAUUCGGAUGAACCUCCUCCGGCUUAUUCGGUUAUUUUCCCACCAGCUGCAAAUGAAGAGGCCAAAUAGCCAAGCAGUAUUCACACUACCAUCAAAAGGCUAAGUGAUAUGUUUGCAUGUGAUUGUUUUGAUGUGCAACGUUUUUUUUAGGUUGUAAAAUUGUCUUUGGCCAGUUGAGGAUAUUGGCAGCUUUAACAGUUACACGUCCUUAGUGGCCUUGUCGUGUUUAUUCCUGCCUUACAAUGUCCAAAGUAUUCAUGCGUUAUGUUGUAGUUUAACAGCUAUUAUGGGGUCCAAACAGUGCCAACAUUCUUGCGUGUAAAAAACACUCGCCCACCAUAAUGACCAACAUUCAAAUACAGUAGCGUAGUAGGCCUAAGUAUUCAUUAAAAACAAGGCAGAGGUUUUAUCUAACAAGUGUAUUUAAUAGUUUUGGAAAUUUUGAACAGUUACACUGUGUCUGAAUAUUUAAUUAGGUGAUUUUUUGAUUCUGCUCUACACCACAAGUGUCAAACUUAAGGCUCGGAGGCCAGAUCUGGCCCGCCACAUGGUUUAAUGUGGCCCUCAAGAGCUUUGAAAUAAAAUGCGUCAAUAAAUUGCUCUUACUUUUCUUACAAAUCGUAUUUGUUCUUUCCAUUUUGACCCAAAAGAAAGUACAUGUAUUGCAUACAAACUUUAAUAUUAUCGAAUAAUGGAACAAAUAUAAUUUAAAAUUGUGUUAGUUAAAAUAAAAAAUUAGAAUAAUAAAUAUAUGCUUGACUUAUGAUUUCAAAGCAAGUUACAGACCAAAUUGUACAGUAAAAAUGGCAAUAGAUUUUUACAGUGAAAAACUGGCAUUCCAGUUGCCAGAAUAAAAAAAUAAAAAACCUAUACUACCGUUUUUUUCAUUUACAUGUAAUUAUAAUUAUAAUAAUAAUAAUAAUAAAUACUAAUAAUUAUUAAUUAAUUAAUUAAUCAUUAUUACUAACAGUACAAAUAAAUAUAAAAGAAUAAUAAACAUGGGCUUGACUUCCGAUUUCAAAGCAAGUUAUCCAUCAAAUUGGACAUUCUAAAAAUGGCAAUAGAUUUUACAGUAAUAAAAUGGCAACUCAGUUGCUAGAAUUAAAAACAAAUGUUUUUUAAAACUAUAGUAUCCUUUUUACCAUCUACAUGGAUGAUUGAUUAAAUGCUUGUUUGUAUGUCCUAGGGUUGUACGGUAUACCGGUACUAGUAUAGUAUCGCGGUACUAAUGAAUCAAAAGCGGUACUAUACUCGGAGGUACCGGUUCCUGGGCAUGACGGCGUGUUGUCACGUCGUGACAUUGCUGGUUUUAUGAACGGAGGAGCAUGUUCAGCAGCGCACAAUCACGGAGUACUUACAAGCAGACACAGUGUGUAAACAGAAAAGGGAGAAUGGAUGCAUUUUGGCUUAAAAACUAAAGAUAAAGGUGAAGUUAUAACACUGAAACGCCCUCAGGAAGAGGUGCUUUAAGACAUGGCUCGCGUAGUAGGCCUAAGUAUUCAUUACAAACAAGGCCAUGGUUUUAUUUCACAAGUGUAUUUAAUAUUUUUGGCCACGGUAACACAUUUUGAACAGUUACACUGUGUCUGAAUAUUUAAUUAGGUGAUUUUUUUGAUUCUGCUCUACACCACAGGUGUCAAACUUAAGGCCCGGAGGCCAGAUCUGGCCCGCCACAUGGUUUAAUGUGGCCCUCAAGAGCUUUGAAAUAAAAUGCGUCAAUAAAUUGCUCUUACUUUUCUUACAAAUCGUAUUUGUUCUUUCCAUUUUGACCAAAAAAAAGUACAUGUAUUGCAUACAAACUUUAAUAGCAGCUAACAUCCAUCCACAGUCUGCAGUGUUUAGCUGCUUCUAAAUCACUAAUCCUCGCCUCCAUGGCGACGGAUAAAGUACAUUUCUUACGAGUAUCAUCCCUGCAGGACGAGGAAUAGCUAAUUGAGAGUCACAUCACAGUUAUGGUUACCCUCACAGGGCCAUUUUUAACAAUGAAUAAUAUAUUGUUUUGUUUUUUACAGCAUAAAACAAAAUUUAAUAAAUGGAAUGGAAUGGAAAAACAAUACCACUGUUUUUAGCGGUAAAAUUCAUGCAACAGAGUUGCCCGGUUCUUUUUAACCGUAAAAUCUUGUUGUUUUAAUGUUAUUUUUUGUUAGUUUUUUUAUGUUUUAGUGUCUUUAUAUGGAAAAAAAACAGCACCAAAGUUGAUUUUACAGUAAAAAAAAAGUCAGUCGGCGGAAUUUAACCGUAAAAUUUAAUUUUACAGUAUACAAUUUGCUUGGUAAUUUGUUUUGAAAUCCUAAGUCAAGCAGACAUUUAAGUACAAUAUUUAUCUUUAUUUUUGCCCAAAAAAUAUUUUUGGAAUAAAUGAUUAUAUUAUAUAUUGUCAUAUAUUGAAUUUCAAAAGAUAUGCAAGUGCAUGCAGUACAUGAUUUUUAAUGUCAAAAGGGAAAUAAAUAUACUUAGUAAGAAAAGAUUAAACAUUUUAUUAACGCAUAUUAUUUCUAGGCUUUCGCGGGCCACAUAAAAUAUUGUGGCGGGCCAGAUUUGGCCCCUGGGCCUUGAGUUUGACACCUGUGAUCUACAUAUAAUAAUGUGCUGUAAAAUCCAUCCUAAAUUUUGCGAUUGGUCACUUUAAAUGUCCACUCUGUCCUGUGACACAUUAUGUAUACACAUAUAAAUACCAAAAGAAACAGAGAAACACAUCCCAAGUGCAAACAGUGUUCGUGGAUUUCCGCUGGAUGCGAAACGGCGGACUCUUUCCGUUUCCAUUCAAGUCUUUUUGUCAGGCAUGGUAUUGACGUUACGCAUUGCAACGCUAAAUUAGUGUGGCUUUUCUGCAACGUGUUUUUAGCGGGCCAGGAUUUUGGUACUGCUUUGACGCUCUAAGGCAGAGGUAUCUAAAAUGUUUCCACUGAGGGUCACACACUGAAAAAUGAAAGGAUGCGGGGGACAUUUUGAUAUUUCUAACUUUUAAAACCAGUGUAAUAUGAACACUUUUUGAAAGAAAAGUCAGUUUUUUGUUAUUAGUGUGGACAUUUCAACUUUUUUUCUGUUCCAUUACACCUGUUUGGUCUUUUAUUUCACUGUUUUGUGGGGUUUUAAUCCUUGUUUUUUUAACAAUUGUAUUUUUAAAAUGUGCUGUGGGCCGUUUAAAAAUAAGCUGUUGGCCGCAAAUGACCCCCGGGCCACACUUUGGACACCCCUGUCGUGAGGCAUCGUUUGCUGGAAAUUAUGACACAAGAAAAUGAAUAAAAGGAAAAAAAUCUUAAUGAAGUUGCAUUAGAGAUACGGUAUUAAUCAAAAAUAUUCACAAUUUCAAUGACAAUAAUUGUGAGAAUUAAUAUGAUUGGGACCGACCUAACUCUGUUAAAAAAAAACAUUUUUAGUAGCACAAUUUUAUGUUAAAAACAAUUAUUUUUUUUGCCAUUGACACAACUUAAGAUACAGUUGCAGGUUUGGAAAAAUAUAUUUUAUUUUUACCAAACUGCUGUGCCUCCCCUGCAGCCUUCUGGUGUCUCCCUAUGGUAAAGAAAAGUGUUAUAAUCUAAACCAGGGGUGUCCAAACUUUUUGACUUGGGGGCCACACUGGGCUAAAUUAUGUCAAGUAACUAUGUAUAUAUAUAUGGACUGCAUGUAAUGUAAGUAUAUAUAUGUAUAUAUAUAUAUAUAUAUAUAUAUAUAUAUAUAUAUAUAUAUAUAUAUAUAUAUAUAUAUAUAUAUAUAUAUAUAUAUAUAUAUACAUUAGGUCAGGAAAAAACACAGAGGCUAUAUUAAAGUUAAAGUACCAAUGAUCUUCACACACACACUAGGUGUGGCGAAAUUAUUCUCUACAUUUGACCUAUCAUCCCUACAAGCCUGUGAAACAGGCUUGUAGGUAUGAUUUAGCCUCUGUUUUUUCCUGAUCUAAUGUAUAUUCUGCUCUACCUCUGUAUUGAGCACUGUAUAACGGAUAAACCAAAGAAACCUUGACAUACAUUAUAUAUAUA
This is a messenger RNA of Nerophis lumbriciformis (worm pipefish), 5411 nucleotides long. RefSeq names its product arrestin domain-containing protein 3-like. The record is from RefSeq and is a predicted model, not a curated record. NCBI's taxonomy places the organism in Eukaryota, Metazoa, Chordata, Actinopteri, Syngnathiformes, Syngnathidae. Gene Ontology annotation, cellular component: cytoplasm; plasma membrane. Gene Ontology annotation, biological process: protein transport.